Molecule: messenger RNA, 2733 nt
Organism: Mesoplodon densirostris (Blainville's beaked whale)
Lineage: Eukaryota; Metazoa; Chordata; Mammalia; Artiodactyla; Ziphiidae
Gene: TRIM41
Product: tripartite motif containing 41
Exons: 7
Coding region: 327-2018 (563 amino acids)
Cellular component (GO): nuclear body
Molecular function (GO): protein binding; zinc ion binding
Source: RefSeq, a predicted model, not a curated record
GGAGCCAGGAAGUGAGGAGGGGCGGGGGUUUAUGAGGAGGCCAACGGACCUUUGGGGUAGAUUUGCACUCAGGGCCACCUGAGGGACUUGGCGGUAUCGCUCAGCUGUGUCCCCUCCCCUCUCAGGGACACGGUUGUCGUCUGGGAGUAGGGAACUCUGUGCGGAGGGGUGGGUUGUCGGGAGGACAUUUCUCUGGCUGCGCUUGAGGCAAGGUGUGGAGAGGCAGGGCUGGGGGUGGGGCUGGGUCGUCAGGGCGUCUGAGAGGGAAGACCCCCCCGCCCCCCACCCCCCCACCGCCCGUCUACACUGGCUGACUGGACACUAAGAUGGCUGCCGUUGCCAUGGCACCCAACCCUGUGCAGACCCUUCAGGAGGAGGCGGUGUGCGCCAUCUGCCUCGAUUACUUCACGGACCCUGUGUCCAUCGGCUGCGGGCACAACUUCUGCCGAGUGUGUGUAACCCAGCUGUGGGGAGGGGAGGAUGAAGAGGACAGGGACGAGUUAGACCGGGAGGAAGAGGAGGAGGACGGAGAGGAGGAGGAAGUGGAGGCCAGUGGGGGGUGGGACACCCCCAUGCGGUAUGAAGACUAUGAGGGCGACAUGGAGGAGGAAGUCGAGGAGGAAGAGGAGGGUGUGUUGUGGACCAGUGGCAUGGGCGGGUCCAACUGGGAAAACAUGGACUACGUGUGGGAGGAGGAGGACGAGGAGGAAGACCUGGACUACUACUUGGGGAACGUGGAGGGGGACCUGAGGGGGGAGGACGAGGAGGAUGAGGAGGAAGUGCUGGAGGAGGACGAGGAAGAGGAGCUAGAUCCUGUCACCCCACUGACCCCGCCUCCAGCCCCUCGGAGGUGCUUCACCUGCCCCCAGUGCCGCAAGAGCUUUCCCAGGCGGAGCUUCCGCCCCAACCUGCAGCUGGCCAACAUGGUCCAGGUGAUUCGGCAGAUGCACCCAACCCCUGGUCGAGGGAGCCGUGGGAACGAGCAGGGCAUUUGUCCCAAACACCAAGAAGCCCUGAAGCUCUUUUGCGAGGUGGAUGAAGAAGCCAUCUGUGUGGUGUGCCGAGAAUCCAGGAGCCACAAACAGCACAGCGUGGUGCCAUUGGAGGAGGUGGUGCAGGAGUACAAGGCCAAACUGCAGGGGCAUGUGGAAACACUGAGGAAGCACUUGGAGGCUGUGCAGAAGAUGAAGGCCAAGGAGGAGAGGCGGGUGACAGAGUUGAAGAGCCAGAUGAAGUCAGAGCUGGCAGCUGUGGCCUCAGAGUUUGGGCGGCUGACACGGUUUCUGGCCGAAGAGCAGGCAGGGCUAGAGCGGCGCCUCCGAGAGAUGCACGAAGCUCAGCUGGGGCGCGCGGGAGCAGCGGCCAGCCGCCUCUCGGAGCAGGCUGCCCAGCUGAGCCGCCUGCUGGCUGAGGCCCAGGAGCGGAGCCAGCAGGGGGGCCUGCGGCUGCUCCAGGACAUCAAGGAGACUUUCAAUAGGACCCGAGUUUCUGCCUCCUGGACCCUCUCCUUCCCCUCAGCUUCUGCUCUUCCCUCUGGGAAUAUCAUGGUCCCACCCCCUGCCCGGUCCCCUUCCUCCAGGUGUGAAGAGGUACAGCUGCAGCCCCCAGAGGUCUGGUCCCCUGACCCGUGUCAACCCCAUAGCCAUGACUUCCUGACAGACGCCAUCGUGAGGAAAAUGAGCCGGAUGUUCUGUCAGGCUGCCCGAGUGGACCUGACGCUGGACCCUGACACGGCUCACCCGGCCCUGAUGCUGUCCCCUGACCGCCGGGGGGUCCGCCUGGCAGAGCGGCGGCAGGAGGUUGCUGACCAUUCCAAGCGCUUCUCGGCAGACUGCUGCGUGCUGGGGGCCCAGGGCUUCCGCUCUGGCCGGCACUACUGGGAGGUAGAGGAGCCUAAUGAAUGCCCCCAGCCUCCAGCUCAGUCUUCUCAUCUACUAAGUCUGUCCAACAGGUCUGCAUGGGUCCCUGAUGAAAACAGUUGCCUGGUCUUCUCUCCCUCCCUCUGCCCAGGGAUCUGAGUUUUUGAGUAGGGGAUGAGGGGAGAUUGUAAUCUCAUUAUCAACUUCCCUUUCCCCAUCCCUGUUCAACUUUCAUGUCAGUUCUGAGACUGGAGGAUUUGGGCAAGACUCAUGACAGCCCUCAUUUCCAAUUCCAUUUUCUGAUGUAAAUUUUAGCUAAGGGAUUUGGAAGCUUUUUGGGGGGAGGCAGGCUGAGAAAAGGGUAGACCUGGAUAAUAAACAGUCUACUCUUUGGGGGAAGUACGAAGGAUUCUAAUUUUUCUUCCAUCCCCAAUUUCUACCUCCAUAGACUGGCCAGAAUUUAGCUUCAGUGAGAGAUCUGGAAUGGCCGACAUGAUCGCAACUCCAAACGUCACAUCACCCAAUAAAUUAUUCCUCCCCCCCCACCGCCUUCCUUUUUUCCAGCACUUAAUCUAGGAGCAAAGCUCCUCCCCUCCCCAAACCCUCAGGUCUUUUCACUGCCAGGCUCCUUUCCCUUUUGUUCAGUGGAGUUCCUUUUGUCAGGUUUCCAGCCUCUCUUCUUGUGCUUAGUUCCAUUUGGUGAGCCCUGGAGGGGAGCCUGGGGACAGGGAUUUGAAUCCCUGGGAGGAGAGCCUUGGGCAGAAUCUAUUUUUCUAGUAACCCUUUGCCUUCUGUCACUUAUCAGCUUUUGUCCUCUGCUUUGAUGGCUGGGGUCAGUUUAUGCUCCUGGGGGAAAGGGAAGAUGGGUUGUGUU